UGCUAACUUAUAAUAAUCCUCUAAACACAUAUUUAUAUCUCCCUGGCCUUAAACCCUCAUUCAUUUUUAGAACCCUAGUUGCAGGAUUUUGUCGUUCGCUGUUAAAGAAUCUCAUCCAUGGCUUCUCGCCUUAGCCGUGUUCUUGUGUUUGCAAGAGGAUUUACCACCACCCCACACACCUCUAUAGUUCGUUCAUCGUCACCUUCUCUAGUCCAAAAAAUACUGCCCUCUGUAUGUGUUAAUCAGCCAUUUAGAUUGCUGGGAGCUCGUUUUGACAGUCACUGGCUCAUUACUAUGAAGUUUCCAGAGCCAGACCCUCCUCGCGAAGAGAAAAUAGCAGCCUUCGAACAAACCGCCGCUAAUGUCCUCGGCAGUAUGGAGGAGGCAAAAAAAAAAAUUUAUGUAGUAUCUACCACAAAUUACACAGGGUUUAAGUGUGAAUUUCCAGAGUCGCUUGUACCAACAAUGGAAAAGCAACCUGGAGUUACUUGGGUGCUUCCCGAUUGUUAUGCUGAACCACAAUACAGACCUUAUGGCCCGGGAGAUAGGUACAACAAUGGGGUAAUUACACCAGAUCCAACUCUUGCCUAUACUAGGCCAUCUGAAAGAAAUGAUGAGAGAUACAUGAACCGAAGAAGGGAUUUCCCAACACCUAUGGAACGGAAUGACAGAAGAAGAGAUCAAGACUUCAGAGGACCACAUAUGGAUGGAAGAGGCCCAAUGUCACCUGGAGACCGACAAGACAAUAGACCACCGAUGGGUGGAAGAGGUCCAUUGCCGUUUGGAGAUCGACAGGAGAAUAGACCACCAAUGGGUGGAAGAGGGCCAUUGCCAUCAGGAGACCGACAAGACAACCGACCACCUAUGGCUGAAAGAGGCCCAAUUCAAGCAGAACGUAGAGAUUACAUGCCUCCUAGAGACCCGAUACAGGGACCACAAGAAGAUGCAAUUGGGUCACAAGGAAGAGAUCCAGUUCAAGUAACCAACUGAUUAGAGUGUUGAUUGAAGAGGUAAGUUCAAGGGGAAGUCGGUCACACACAAGAGAUUCAGUUGAAGGGAAAAACUGAUUCAGUGUAUUGAUUUUAGAGACAAGUUCAGGUGACAUGUUUGCAGGCAACAUUUUGAGAGAACAGUUUAAUUUUUUGUCCUAUUAGAUUGUAUGGAGGUUCAUGGAAAAUAUCAUACAAGUCUGAGCAAACAGAAGGCUAGUUGUAGUACUGAAAUAUUUUGUAAUUGAGUUGACAGGUAUCUAUAGAUGUUUGGUUUUUAUCUCAGACUCAAGGUUACUUUA
Molecule: messenger RNA, 1291 nt
Organism: Cryptomeria japonica (Japanese cedar)
Lineage: Eukaryota; Viridiplantae; Streptophyta; Pinopsida; Cupressales; Cupressaceae
Product: multiple organellar RNA editing factor 1, mitochondrial
Exons: 4
Coding region: 118-990 (290 amino acids)
Biological process (GO): mitochondrial mRNA modification; cytidine to uridine editing
Cellular component (GO): mitochondrion
Source: RefSeq, a predicted model, not a curated record